Molecule: messenger RNA, 3777 nt
Organism: Dromaius novaehollandiae (emu)
Lineage: Eukaryota; Metazoa; Chordata; Aves; Casuariiformes; Dromaiidae
Gene: ATP6V0A4
Product: ATPase H+ transporting V0 subunit a4
Exons: 21
Coding region: 375-2909 (844 amino acids)
Biological process (GO): proton transmembrane transport; vacuolar acidification
Cellular component (GO): vacuolar proton-transporting V-type ATPase complex; vacuolar proton-transporting V-type ATPase, V0 domain; plasma membrane
Molecular function (GO): proton-transporting ATPase activity, rotational mechanism; ATPase binding
Source: RefSeq, a predicted model, not a curated record
AGUGGAGCUGGCACAUGAUAUUUUUAUUUUAACAAGACAUUAGUUAUCAAAGGUUGCAUUUUCUGCAUCCUAAAUCAUUUAGUGAACAAGUGCAGAGAAUAAGGCGAGGAAAACUCACAGCACAACUGAGCAAACACAGAGUAGUGACAGCAGUGCUUUUUUGUUAAGCAGAAUGUUUCUGUCACAUUUAAGAGAAGUUCUUCAUAAAUGACAUGAUUAGAAUUUACAUAAAACUGUAGGGGAAAAGUGUUACAAGACAAGGUUGAUGUUGAGUGAGCAGAUAAAGGACAAUUGCCUUCCCACCUCUCUCGGACAACGACGGUGCUGCUGGCCAAGGCCUCCACGGACACCCCAGCAGAAGGAGGGCAGGCAAAAUGGCCUCUAUCUUCCGGAGUGAGGAGAUGAGCCUGAUGCAGCUCUUUCUCCAGGUGGAGGCUGCCUACUGCUGCGUGGCUGAGCUCGGGGAGCUGGGCUUGGUUCAGUUCAGAGAUCUGAAUGUGAAUGUCAACAGCUUCCAGAGAAAGUUUGUGAAUGAAGUGAGAAGGUGUGAAUCCUUGGAGAGGAUCUUGCGUUUUCUGGAAAAUGAGAUGGAAGGCAAUGUUGAGAUGGUCAAACUAGAAAAGUACCCAGAGACCCCUCUGCCUCGGGAAAUGAUUGAUAUGGAGACGGUGCUGGAGAAACUUGAGGCCGAGCUGCUGGAAGCCAACCAGAACCAGCAAACUCUGAAGCAGAACUUCCUUGAGCUGACAGAGCUCAAACAUCUGCUGAAGAAAACACAGGACUUUUUUGAGACAGAAACCAAUCUGCCAGAUGAUUUCUUCAAUGAAGACACAUCUGGCUUACUGGAGCUGAGAAGCACUCCUGCUGCUGCAGCUGCCAAGCUGGGAUUCACAGCAGGGGUAAUAAAGAGGGAAAGGAUGAUACCCUUCGAGCGUUUACUGUGGCGAGCCUGCAGGGGAAACAUCUACCUGCGGUACACUGAAAUGGAUACUCCUCUGGAGGACCCUGUCACGAGAGAAGAGAUGAAAAAGAAUGUGUUCAUUAUCUUCUAUCAAGGAGAGCAGCUUAAACAAAAAAUCAAGAAGAUUUGUGACGGAUUUCGUGCCACAGUCUAUCCCUGUCCUGAGUCUGCAUCCGAGCGUCGAGAAAUGCUUGAUGGCGUGAACACAAGGAUCGAGGAUUUAAACACAGUAAUGACCCAAACUGAGUCUCACCGCCAGAGAUUGCUGCAGCAGGCAGCAGAGAACUUGUGGUCCUGGGGGAUCAAGGUGAAGAAAAUCAAGGCCAUCUACCACAUUCUGAAUUGCUGCAACAUUGAUGUCACCCAGCAAUGUGUCAUUGCGGAAAUCUGGUUCCCAGUGGCUGAUGCUGGACGGAUAAAAAGAGCUCUCCAUCAGGGAAUGGAGCGAAGUGGCUCUACCAUUGCCCCUAUCCUGACUGCCGUGCACACCAAGAUGGCGCCUCCCACCUUCAACAGGACCAACAAGUUUACGGCUGGCUUUCAGAACAUCGUGGAUGCAUAUGGCGUGGGCAACUACAGGGAGAUGAAUCCAGCUCCUUACACCAUCAUCACCUUCCCCUUCCUGUUUGCGGUGAUGUUUGGAGAUUGUGGCCAUGGCGCUGUCAUGCUGGGCUUUGCACUCUGGAUGGUCACUAACGAGAAGAGCCUUUUGGCACAGAAGAGCACUAAUGAGAUCUGGAACACCUUUUUCAGCGGGCGCUACCUGAUCCUGCUCAUGGGCAUAUUCUCCAUGUAUACUGGCUUCAUCUACAAUGACUGCUUCUCCAAAUCAUUCAACAUCUUUGGCUCUUCCUGGCAUGCCAUCGCCAUGUUUAAAAAUAACACUUGGACUAACGAUAUGCUUCAGGAAAAUACGGCGCUGCAGUUGGAUCCAGCAGUCCCAGGAGUCUACUCUGGAAAUCCAUAUCCAUUUGGAAUAGAUCCGAUCUGGAAUAUUGCAUCAAACAAGCUGACUUUCCUGAACUCCUACAAAAUGAAGAUGUCGGUUGUCAUAGGGAUUGUGCACAUGAUUUUCGGCGUAAUACUCAGUCUCUUCAACCACAUCUACUUCAAGAGAUAUAUAAACAUUAUCCUGCAGUUCAUUCCAGAGAUGAUCUUUAUUAUCUCUCUUUUUGGCUACCUGGUCUUCAUGAUUAUUUUCAAAUGGUGCUAUUUUGAUGUCAACUCAUCCCAGAGUGCGCCAAGUAUUCUCAUCCACUUCAUCAACAUGUUCCUGUUUAGUUACAGUGAUGACACAAACGCUCCAUUGUAUCUGCAUCAGAAGGAAGUACAGAGCUUUUUGGUCAUAUUUGCUCUGAUUGCUGUUCCCUGGAUGCUUCUAAUUAAACCUUUCAUUCUCCGAGCCAACCACCAGAAAGCACAGCGCAUGGUUCUGUCCCAAGCCAACUCAGGAAACCCUGCAAAUGAAAGCGAAGCAGAUGUCCCAGAGGCCAACCACUCCAAGAAAGCUGCCCAGGGAGACCAUAGUGGUGGCCAUGGAGGACACGAGGAUGAUGAUGAAGAGUUCAGCUUUGGAGAUACGUUUGUCCACCAAGCUAUCCAUACCAUCGAAUAUUGUCUGGGCUGCAUCUCCAACACAGCAUCCUACCUGCGGCUCUGGGCACUGAGCUUAGCUCAUGCACAACUGUCAGAGGUUCUCUGGACCAUGGUGAUGCACAAUGGGCUCAACAACAGCAGCUGGGUAGGCCUCAUUGUCGUCUUUAUCAUCUUUGCAGCAUUUGCAGUGCUGACUGUAGCCAUCCUGCUUGUCAUGGAGGGGCUCUCAGCCUUUCUGCAUGCUUUGCGUCUUCACUGGGUGGAGUUCCAGAACAAGUUCUACGUCGGGGCAGGCUACAAAUUUUCUCCAUUCUCCUUCAAGCACAUUAUAGAUGGCACCGCAGAAGAAUAAAGUCAGUGCAUCACUUCCUCACUCCUGAGAACAGGUUUUAUUUUCUCAUAAUCAAUUACCCACAGAGUGGGGUAUAUAGAAUUAAACAGUGGGAUGUGGCCCUUAAAAGAAGAAGAGCCGUGAUGAAAAUGUUUUAGCUUGGCAAAAAUGCAACUCUCAAAGCUAGCCACUUUCACAUGUAGUACUGUAUCAGGUGAGAGCAACAAACAUACUGCAUCAACUGGGCUAUCUGGACCCUUGGCUGCAUAUUUCUGCUGAAGUCUGCCAAGUACCUGGACCUCAGCACUUGGUCAGGUCAGCUGUCGACUGCUUGGUUAAAAAGAGGAGAUGCACCUUUUUGAAUUCAAUUGAUCAUCAGUAAUCAACUUGCAUAUGUUUUGUGCCAUUUAGUGCCUUAUAUUUGUGGUAUAUUUCUUUCCCGGGAAAAUAAAUUUUGCCUGUUUCUUCAAGCUGUGGUUGAUCAUAUGACAGCGAUUAACUCCCUUAGAAGAUUGUAGCCCUUCAUUCAGCACACAAUACAAAACAGCUUAAAGACAGAUCAUAUUGCAGGCUUGCAAUUUUCUAUAUACUUUAGUACAACCACCCUCCUUUUAUCUGAUUUGCUCCAGGGCUUGACAGUGCUAGAUUAUAGACUUUUGCACACAUCAUCACUUAAGAAAAGUGUUAGUUUUGAGCAGUGUAAACAAAAGAAUGUACUAGUUUGCAUUUUGUCAGCCAACUUAUUUUUUUGUAUUGACUUGUUUCUCAUUGGAGAUUUAAGAUGACUCCUCUUGUGCAAUAUUUUUCAAUACUUUGUUAAAGCAAACUGUAUAAAAUGGAAAAACCUAGUGAACAGAAAGAAGAAAUAAACUAAGACAAUUGAGAUGAA